AUGGGCCGGUUGCUACACACAUUAAAGACUACAAUCACGGCGUCACAAAGCAUGAACCUUUUCACUGCAAGGAAGGAUCCCAAGAGAUCAUGGCCUGCACACUACCUGCAUAUGGUUGCUGUAUGCGAUGCCUGCGGGGGAGGUGCAGAAGAAAAAGUUCUCGACAACACUGUCCACUACGCGUCGGCUGAUCUUACAACAGUUUUGAUGGCCAAGUACAACAAUGACCGACGCGAUCAUUUGCGCCAAGCUGAAGAGCUUGCGCAUUUUGCACAGUCUGUUGAGCUCGAGAACAAGACCGGAAGGACGUUGGGACGCGAGUUAGUCGCCGCUGUCACUGAUUAA
This is a messenger RNA of Hyaloperonospora brassicae, 345 nucleotides long. The record is from the annotation of a GenBank genome assembly. NCBI's taxonomy places the organism in Eukaryota, Oomycota, Peronosporomycetes, Peronosporales, Peronosporaceae.